AGCUAAUCAGACACUGCGACUAUAAAUACGAUCCACCAGCUAGUCUCAAUCAAGCAGUAGUGCAAACGACUGAUUGAGUAAACAAGUAAAAUGUUCCCAAAAUACUUUUUCGCGCUUUGCGCUCUUGUGUUUUUCGCUGCCGUGGCAGACGCAAGAAUAGUACCGCAGGCUGAUAUAAAUUCUCUGGAUUUGGAAAAUGUUCAACUAGAAGCUUCGGAUUCCAAAGUCCAAGAGGAAGUCUUUGAUGAGUCCAUCGAAGCUCGCAAUCCGCUUUUGCAAGUAGCUAUCAAUAUCAUUAAGGCAGCCUUCAAAUGGGCGGCUACCCACUGCAUCAAGGAAGCAGCCGAAAACUGCAAACAAUACUGGAACCACCCUGGUCAGCUCGUGUCCUGCGCUGGAAACUUCUUCAAGGCUAACAAGGGACGCUGUGCUCUCGGAUAAAGCGAUGCGCCAUCUUCACUCACUCGCUACCCGUGCUUUCAGUUGUAAAAAAUUUACAGUUUUUAAAUAAAUUAUUCUUUACUGAAAUCAA
Messenger RNA from Nasonia vitripennis (jewel wasp), 532 nucleotides. RefSeq lists its product as uncharacterized. The transcript has 3 exons. The coding region runs from base 91 to 441 and encodes 116 amino acids. The record is from RefSeq and is a predicted model, not a curated record. NCBI's taxonomy places the organism in Eukaryota, Metazoa, Arthropoda, Insecta, Hymenoptera, Pteromalidae.